This is a messenger RNA of Durotheca rogersii, 1945 nucleotides long. Its product is annotated as cytochrome P450. The transcript is spliced from 5 exons. Lineage: Eukaryota; Fungi; Ascomycota; Sordariomycetes; Xylariales; Xylariaceae. Gene Ontology annotation, molecular function: heme binding; monooxygenase activity; iron ion binding. The record is from RefSeq and is a predicted model, not a curated record. Bases 169 to 1824 code for a protein of 551 amino acids.
CAGAAAACAGAGCCGUGAGACCUGCUUUGGUGAAUAUCUACUCUGGCUCUGGGCCUCUGUCAUCUUUUUGUUAGGUGUCUACGCGCAAACCUACGUGACGACUGCAAAGGAUUUGGAGCUGUGACCACGCGUAGAGUGGCCGCAGUCAACUAUCUUUGCACCGUCAAAAUGGAUUCGCUAAAAGAAAAUUUGUCGAAAUUGGAGUUAUCGAAAAUUGAUUUGUCAAAAUUGGAUAUCUCUACCACAGUUUACUACGUUGUCGCGGCGGUAGUGCUCGGGUUGGCGUUGGGAAUUAUUCCCCUGCCUGGUGUUCGACAGAAAGGCCUACCUCCUGGACCGCCGACGAUACCUUUUCUUGGGAAUACUCACCUACUACCUAGGAGAGGCAUCCAUCUCUGGUUCACGGAAUGCGCAAGAAAAUAUGGCCCGGUUUUCUCCUUGAAGAUCGGUUCCAGCAACAUGGUCAUCUUGACUUCGGGCCACCAUGUGACCCAGCUCUUCGAUAAGCGUUCGCUGUAUUACAGCAACCGGCCGCCUUCAUACAUAAUUGGGGAGAAGGUGUUCGGCAACGAUCACCCCAUGUUUAUGGAUGCUGGUGACCGAUGGAGGCACCGUAGAAAGCUCUACUUCCAACUCUUGCAGGAGCUGAAGUGCAACAAGGAUCAUGUCCGCAUCAUCCAAGCCGAGACCGCACAGUUGUUACGCGAUAUCUGUCUCGAACCUGCGGGGCUGAUGUUGCACCCGGGUCGAUUCAGCAACAGUGUCAUCAUGACUUUAGUGUUCGGUAUACGCACCCCUAGAUACGAUACCUCGCACUACCUGAAGGUACAGAAGAUCAUGACAGACCUCAGCUCGCUUGGCGAGAUCGGUUCUACGCCGCCGGUAGACGUGAUGCCGAUUCUCAGGUAUCUUCCCGAGCGGCUCUGGGGCAACUGGAAAUCCAAUGCCGAAGCUCUGAGGAAAGAUGUCCAAAAUACGUACGGCGCGCUUGUCGACCAGGUUCUGGAGCGGCGCAAGACUAUCGGAAGUCUGGAUACCUUCGUUGACCGUUUAUACGACAACCAGGCGAAGCCGCCGCUGACUCGACACGAAAUUGAGAUUAUGUGCGGCAACCUCCUAGAAGGCGGCACCGAUACCAUGGCUACGACGGUUCUUACGUUCCUCCAGGCAGUCGCACGGAACCCAGAGAUUCAGGCCGAAGCCCAGAGGGAAAUCGAUUCUGUGACGGGUUCAGGAAGGACGCCGGCCUGGAGCGACUACGAGAAGCUCCCGUACGUUAACAUGGUGGUCAAAGAAGUGCUGCGAUGGCGGCCACCCGCGCCGGGUGCUUUCCCUCACCUACUCGCCAAAGAUGAUGUUAUCGACGGCAUGAAGAUCCCGGCCAAGUCGACGGUCAUCGUCAACAUCUGGGGCGUGCAUCACGACCCGGCCCGCUACAAGGCGCCCGAAGUCUUCGACCCGUCACGGUUCCGGGGCAAGACGGAGCCGGCGUCGGUGUAUGCCAACUCGGGCGACUACGAGAACCGGGACCACUUUGCGUUCGGCACGGGGCGACGCAUCUGCCCAGGCAUCCACCUGGCAGAGCGCGGCCUCUUCGUCGCCAUCGCCAAGAUCCUCUGGGGCUUCAACGUGGCGCCGAAGCUCGACGCCAACGGCCAGCCAAUCCCCAUCGACAUCAGCCCCGUCACCGGCUACCGCGAUGGCUUCCUGAACCAGUGCAAGAACUUCGAGGUCGACGUAACCGUCCGGUCGGAGGCGCAUCGCGCCACGAUCAUGGCCGAGGCUACGCGCGCUGAGGUGGAAGUAUUCGGCUCGUACAUGUAAUUCUUUGAGCUCUAAUAUCGCUACGGCAAAAUUGGCACAGAAAACAUUGCCCUCGAAGGGAGUGGCAUUGACUUGAACCCCCACUAUAGAAAAGCCUACGCAGAUACCAUAUUACAGGCCC